Epithele typhae is the source of this 348-nucleotide messenger RNA. RefSeq lists its product as uncharacterized. Bases 1 to 348 code for a protein of 115 amino acids. The transcript has a single exon. NCBI's taxonomy places the organism in Eukaryota, Fungi, Basidiomycota, Agaricomycetes, Polyporales, Epitheliaceae. The record is from RefSeq and is a predicted model, not a curated record.
AUGAAGGCGCAUUUCCCCUGGACAGUCUUUCAGUCGCGCACCUUAACGGUUGUUCACACCAGCGGUCUGCAUCGCUUGUCGUUCUCAUUUUGCCGUUGCGAAAAUGCAAAGACGGAAGACCUUCAGCUUCUUGAGCAAGGUUACUACCCCGGCUCACAACACCGGCCGCGCACCGCUUUCACCUUUGCAUUUCUAGACGAUUUCUUGAUAGAAAAUCGUGUAUGCAAAACGUCUCCGAUGAGCUAUCAUUCGAAGCUCUGCCAUCUCACAGAUGACAUGUUCUCACAUUGGAUUCCGGUUGGUCAACAGAUCAUACUAUCCCAAAUUUUAUAUGCUCAUUUCGCCUAG